UUCUCAAUUCAUUCGCAAUUGACACUUCAGCAUAUUGCGAUAUCCCAUAAAGAGGCUUCGCGUUCUCUACACAUCCGUGACCAAUCCCCAAUCUCUUUGCGUGCGGCUCCCUUGGCUCAAAAAACGUGUCCACCUCGUGUCCAACAUAAUCGUUUGUUCAUUUAAGCCUAAUUUCCCUCGUGUAUUCUUACACCAUAAUCUCCGGACUUGCGAAGUCUAGGGGACGUGCCAUCUACACUAUGUGGAAUCGAAUACUGCACCCUGUGAAGAAGAAGAAGAGUGACAAAGAUGAGCAGGGGCACGUCGUCGAACCACCCCGAAGUCAGCCUGUCCAGUCUGUCGCGAAUCGCCCACGUUCUUACACCACUAGCCCAGCAUCUACCACAGUCCCGGUGCCUCGCCACAAUACAUUGUCGAAACUCGUUCAGAAUCACCUCCACCAAUCUUGGCAGCUCCGAUAACUUCUGUCCCCCACCUCACGGUUGCGUCCUCACGCACACGUAUUUCCUCGCCUCCCCCUUCCCGGACCGUGGCAAACUCUGCGCACAGCUACACGCUUUCACCACCACAACCCACUCAAACCUAUCCUUCAUCCCUCACCAUCAAACCCCUCAACGUUCGAUUCCGAUGGCGAUGGACCCACCCAAAAUCUCUCUUCCUCCACCUCCGCGCCGCCGACCCUCGCGCAGCAAUAUUGACUCAAGCGGGAAGAAGGGUCUUCGGCGAACGAAGUCCACGCAGAGCAUGCUGAGAUCCCACGGUUCUGGAAGUCCCAAGGCAUGGAAUGCAGACCCCGAGCAGGUUGCUGCGCUGCACAAUGCCACAAUCAUGGCAAGUGGUGGUAGCCCUUUAUUUCCAAGGAAAACUACCGUGUCCAUGACGGGGUCAGGGAGCGGGGAGGGUGACGGAACCGAGAAGCCCGCAUCUUCGUCCGAGGCGUCAACUCUUACACCACAUCAAGGAAAGAAACCACCGGAAGGAUGGAUCUAAUUACAAUAGCUUUGGUGGCGUGGUGACGGAGUCGCUUCGAUGAUCUACGCUAUGAAUUUACUCAUCCGGUUUGCCUGACUUCCUUAUUGUUCCUCGACUCUUCUUCUCUCGUGUUGAUGCACUC
Molecule: messenger RNA, 1114 nt
Organism: Cantharellus anzutake
Lineage: Eukaryota; Fungi; Basidiomycota; Agaricomycetes; Cantharellales; Hydnaceae
Exons: 2
Coding region: 289-990 (233 amino acids)
Source: RefSeq, a predicted model, not a curated record